Drosophila rhopaloa is the source of this 1959-nucleotide messenger RNA. RefSeq names its product sorting nexin-20 (gene Snx21). Gene Ontology annotation, molecular function: phosphatidylinositol phosphate binding. Gene Ontology annotation, cellular component: early endosome membrane. The record is from RefSeq and is a predicted model, not a curated record. Gene Ontology annotation, biological process: protein transport. The transcript has 4 exons. Lineage: Eukaryota; Metazoa; Arthropoda; Insecta; Diptera; Drosophilidae. Bases 203 to 1189 code for a protein of 328 amino acids.
UUAACAAAGGCCUCCGUCCCACUUGCAAUAUUUUUGUUUGGGGCGGGAUUAGUCACUAUAAAUUGACUCAACUCGGCUGCACUAUGCCAACCGCAUAAUCCGCAUCUGCCGUAAACCAGAAGCAAAUUGCAAGUGCCCAGCUGCAGAUCGGGAAACAGAAGCCCAGCGAAAAGCACAAAGAGAUUUUAGAGACCCCAUACGUAUGCCCAUUCACGCCGUUAUGGCCAAGCGCCUGCUGCCCCACCAACCGUCCUUCGAGGGGGAGCCUCCCGGUCCGGAUGAGCUGGACAGUCCAGCCAUUGAGGCAGCGGCCCUCGACAUUCCCCCGCCAGAAUCUGAUAAGGCGCUCCAAAAGGAUGUCUGGGCGCGACCCACAACAAAUGCCGAGUACAAGCCGCCCACCGAUGGGAGCACCGUGCUGCGUUUCGACAUUCUACUGGCGCACAUAAUGCCUCCCGAUGGCGAGGAUGUGAAGAUUAAACGGUUUGUGGUCUAUGAGCUCACAGUGAGUCAGGAUGGGGCCACGGAGGACACUCAACCGGCGAAAAUCGAACGCCGCUACACGGACUUUCGGGAGCUUUAUCUGGGAUUAAAGCGAACAGAGCCCGUGGAGAUGGCCAACAAAUACUUUCCGGCCAAGGUGUUGAUGGGUAACUUUAAAUCAGAGCUAAUUGGUGAAAGAAGUGCAGCCUUUGAGGCAUUUCUCACAUAUGUGGCGAGUCAGACGAAGCUCCGGGAAUCGGAGGACUUUCUGCGCUUCCUGCAGCACGAUGAACUGUCCAGGGCGUGCCAGUUUUUGGAUGAGCGACGCAACGAGAUCGCCAUACCCAUUCUGGAGAACUGUUUCAGGUUGCUGAACAAGAUUUACAUGAAUCGUUCGCGACCGGUCCUCUUGAUACUCUGUCGGCUGGUGGCAGCCUGCACCUCCUCCCCAGUGCCUCAUCACGCAGCCGAAAGGUGGGCUCUGCUGGCACUGAGUCGCUUUGAGACGCUGUGCGACAUUGAUCUGCUGCCGCUCUACAUUCCCCUGCUCCACACCUGCGCCCACCUGUGGUGGCAGCGCGGCCAGGACCAAAAGCCAAUCACCGACCGACUGACCGAUAUGUCCAAGCAGGGCAUCAACACUGCGAACACCGAGAGUCUCAUGCAGGCUAUUCACAAGAUCGAUCCACGCACCGAAACCAUUUGAUUUGGAAUCUUCACCAGAUAUAUCAUCCGUUAGUUGAGCAUUUUGUUCUGUAGUUCUUAGACGUCAAGCGUAAAGUGCAAUUAGAGAUCGUGUGCAAUUAGUUUUAAGGUGAAAGGAGUAUUUAUCAACCUUUAUGGUAACAGCGAUGUUUACCAACGCUAUUUUCUAAAAUAGUUCAUUUAAAAAGUUUACAAAGCAGUCUAAAAACUGUAUCAUUUUAUGAUCCGAAAAUCCUUUAAAUUUAACCAACAUUUUUUUAAACCAAAAAACUUGAUUUUGUUAGACAUUUCAAAACUGUGAUUUUCAAAUUAAAAUGUUCAAUAUUUUAUUUGUUUAACGUAAAUGUAUCUCCAAUAAAUUAACAUUCAAUUUCCUUCGACCUAUGCAGCUAAUAUUAAUAUUGCGAAAAAUAUGUUAACCGAUACUAGAAAAUCAGUAAUGACCUACUUUUGUAACUUAAUAGUAAGUCUAAGCGUGUUAAUGUUUCAUAUUACGUAUUGUUUGAUAUUGUGCAAGCGUUUCUGUAAUUUGUACCCAGUGGGAGUUGUGAUUAAUCUAUGCGCUAUUUCCCCGACAAACUGAAUCACAAAUGUAUUAUCGAGAGUCCAUUACGCACAGACUGCGAAUCCAAGCCUAGAACUCCAUAUCAGCCUGAAAAAACAUCAGACUAAUCGAUCACAGCUCCCAUAUUUAUUUAUUCUUGCAACUCAACGCCUUGUGAUUGGAUUUUUUUUCAAUGAAUAAAUAUUAUACUCAAAUGAUUUCCAGAA